Messenger RNA from Hibiscus syriacus, 1125 nucleotides. RefSeq names its product probable carboxylesterase 2. Bases 134 to 1105 code for a protein of 323 amino acids. Gene Ontology annotation, molecular function: hydrolase activity. The transcript has a single exon. Lineage: Eukaryota; Viridiplantae; Streptophyta; Magnoliopsida; Malvales; Malvaceae. The record is from RefSeq and is a predicted model, not a curated record.
CUUUCGCUGCUGCAAAUCGCCCCUCUGUUUCAUUUUAAGCAUCUUUCUUCCAUCUUUCCUUGUCUGCCUAAGAUCUCACAGUUCCUUUAGUUUUUCUCUUUACAGUUUCCCCUUUCUCACUCUCACAAAAGACAUGGAUUCCAAAGAAGUUGCUCUCGAUUUGUUUCCCUACCUUAAAGUAUACAAAGAUGGAACCCUGGAGAGAGUCGCCGGAGUUGAAGUAGUUCCCCCAGGACUUGACCCUGAAACCAACGUUUUAUCAAAAGACAUCGUCAUUGUACCCGAAACCGGUGUCUCGGCUAGGAUUUACCGAUCCAACUUGGCUACUGAACAUCAAAAGCUUCCCCUUGUAGUUUAUUUUCAUGGUGGAGCCUUUUGCGUUGCAUCUCCCGCUUUUCCAAACUAUCAUAACAACCUCAACAAGCUCGUGGCUGAGGCUAACAUCGUUGCUCUUUCGGUUGGGUACAGGUUAGUCCCCGAGCAUCCUCUUCCUACUGCAUAUGAAGAUUCAUGGUCCGCAUUACAGUGGGUGGCUUCUCAUAAGGACGAAGAAGGCAACCACGAGGCUUGGAUCAAGAACUAUGCCGAGUUCAAAAACGUGUUUUUGGCUGGUGAUAGUGCUGGUGCGAACAUUGCACAUCACUUGGCUUUACGGAUCAAGGAGUCGAACUUGGGUCACAAGUUGCAGAUUCGUGGUAUUGGUAUGAUCCAUCCUUACUUUUGGGGAACGAACCCAAUUGGAUCAGAGAUGAGUGAUCGGUUGAGGAAAGAUUUAGUGGAUAAGUGGUGGUUGUACGUUUGUCCCUCUGACAAAGGGUGUGAUGAUCCGCUUAUUAAUCCGUUUGUAGAUGGUUCCCCUGAUCUCGCAGGCUUGGCAUGUGAUAGGACCCUUGUUAUUGUUGCAGAGAAGGAUAUACUGAAGGAUAGAGGGAUGUUAUAUUAUGAUGAGCUGGUGAAAUCUGGAUGGAAGGGAAAGGCAGAGAUUAUGGAGACAGAAGGUGAAGAUCAUGUCUUCCAUAUCUUUAAUCCUGAAUGUGACAAGGCCAAGAGCUUGAUCAAACGCUUAGCUUCUUUUAUUAACCAAGGCAAAGCUCCCGUCGAAUGAAGUGUGAAAGCUAUACUUGG